CAAGUACGGAUAACAGAUAAAUAAGAUCUAUUACACCAGGUGUCUAUGAAAUGUCAACAAAUGUAUUAAUGACAAAUGUUUGUUUUCCCACUAAUAUCAUUUUGUGUUUAGUAAAAUUACUAGAUACGUCGAUAUUUAAAGGAACAGCCACAGAAGUUGCAAGCACCGCAUCAGUUCGUUUUAAGUGAGAAUCAUGAAGAUAUUCUGUAUCGCUCUUUGUUUAGCAGUCUUCUUGGCAGUCGAAGGCAAGCGCUGCUCUGGACCAGAUGACUGUGAAGCUGACCAAUGUUGUAUCGCAAGGAGCAUUCUUGGAUUCGUAAAAGGAGACUGCAAAAAAUUAGCUUCUAAAGGUGACCGAUGCAGCGUUGAAGAUGACAGGUUGCCAUUCCACGGAGAGAAAUACAUUUUGUUCUGCCCUUGCGGUAAUGGUUUGUCUUGUGAGCCCACAGAAGUCAAAGACAUUCCUUUUAUUGGAACAAUCCGAUUGGAUGAGAGGUGCACAGAAGGAGUCACUACUGCUCCCCCACCUGAAGCAUCAACAAAGCCUGAAGAACCAGAACCAGAACCUGACACUGAAUAAGAAAUAAGACAAUUUAAAAACGAAAUUUAUUUGUGAAACACAUUGAGUUCCGUUAGAUUAAUGUUGGAUGGUUUAUGAAAAUAAAAAAAGCUGAAAAUUG
This is a messenger RNA of Parasteatoda tepidariorum (common house spider), 680 nucleotides long. RefSeq names its product U1-hexatoxin-Iw1c. Lineage: Eukaryota; Metazoa; Arthropoda; Arachnida; Araneae; Theridiidae. The record is from RefSeq and is a predicted model, not a curated record.